AAAAAGUAGGGUUAUAGUUUUUGUUACAUGUGUUGCAGUUUUUGAAUGUUUUUGCUGUUUUUAGCCGUUUAUCGACAUCAAAUGUUAGAGAUUUGUCCGAAAUGGAAAUUAUCGAAAACAAAUUGCAGGAGUUCUUGUUGAUCGCCAGAAAGUCGCAGGAAAACGAUGGCGGUAAAACGCGCACUGAAGACUUCAACGCGCUUUUAACAUCGGAUAGCAAUUGGAAGAUAUUUACGGACCGUUCGUUCGACAUCGGCCAAUUAAAGACCUAUUUCAACAAUUUAGAAGGCGACGAGCGAUUCGCUGUUUUAAAAUUCGGCGUGGCUUGCAUGGUAGGCUUCGUGCAAUGCAACUUCACGGGCCCCGACAUAACUCGAGAAAUCGAAGAAUGCCUCAACAAGGAGGCGCUGAAUAAAAUCGAUUUUUCCAAACUGUUGUCAGUGAAUAACGAGGACGUUAAUGUUAACACCAAGUUUCCCAUUCUUUUGGUUACCGCUAAAAUUGUAUUCGAGCAUUGCCGAGCUGAUAGCAUGAUAAACGACUGGUGGUGUUGGAGGUCUAUUCUCAUACACCAGAAAAUACUGGAAGAACGGAGCCCCUCUCUUUUAUCCGACGCCGAUCGUUUAUACAAACAAUUCCAAAUUAGCCUCGAUCUAAGCGGUAAUGUAAAAGCAUCGUUGGAUCUCGAAGUGGCCCAACUCUACUUGCUAUUCAGAAACGUAUCGAAAGCGAAAGAACACAUUUUAUCCGCCAUUACGAUACUCGGUUUACACUACGAUUUCAUAGGAGCUUUAGGUAAAAGAACCAAGUAUCAGGAAAAAGAACUCGCCCAAUUGGCUUUAAAAGUAACACUAGACGAGAAAGAUAUCGAGCGAUUAGAAGCGAACGACAGCCACCUGCCCAAAGACAUACCCCUCAAUGACGACGUUCGCUUAAAUAACAUAGAAUUCUCCGAAGAUUUAGGCGAAAUUUGCAAACUGGGUAUAUUAGAACAGAAAUUAUUCGUCACCUUCAUCAAAGACAUGCUGAUAUCGAAGCCGCAGGACGAACUUCAAGUGGAAGAAAUAAUGGCCUUCGUCGAUAUGAUUUUAUGCCAAAAAAACAGCUACGCCAUAAGAGCCGUUACUCUGUUACUAAGAUCGCUGCUGGAGAGCAAGAAUCGAAGGACGAUCGAGAGGUCUCUGAGCCAAUGCGAAGAAAUCAUCGGUAGCUUGAAGCGGGAGGAACCCGAAGCUUUGAUUAGGAUAUACGAUGUGUUCGGUACGGGAAUGCCCCCCAUUUGGAAAGUAGAAUCCCAAUACGCCGAUUUGCUAUUGAACAUCGGUCUAGUUAAAAUCGCUUUGGAUGUUUAUUUAAAAAUCCAACUCUGGGAGGAAGUUAUCGUUUGCUACACCAUUUUGAAGCUACGACACAAAGCCGCGGAAAUUAUAGAAGAACAAUUAAAGCUGAAUCCUUCAGUUAAACUUAUGUGUUUAUUAGGCGAUGCGACUGACGAUGUAACGUGCUACGAAAAGGCUUGGGAAAUGUCGAAGAAGCGCAGCCAUCGGGCCCAAAGGCACUGGGGCCAGUACCUCUUCGUUCGCAAGCAAUACGACGAAUGUAUCCCGCAUUUCGAGAAAUCACUCAGCAUCAACCCCCUACAGGCCGACAUCUGGUUCCGUUUGGGCUACGCAGCCCUGCAAACGGAGAACUGGCAAACCGCAGCGACCGCCUAUCGACGUUACACCACCCUGGAACCGGAAUCGUUCGAGGCCUGGAACAACCUGGCCCAAGCGUACAUAAAAAUCGGCAACAAGCGCAACGCCCACCAGGCCAUUUUGGAGGCCCUAAAGUGCAACUUCGAGAACUGGAAGGUGUGGGAGAACCUGCUGGUCAUCAGCUGCGACAUAUCGAACUUUUCCGACGUCAUCAGGGCCUAUCACAGGCUGCUCGAUUUGAAGGAGAAGUACAUCAACGUGGAAGUGUUGAACGUGCUGGUGUACAACGUUUGCAACGAUUUGAACGAUUGCGAGGGCCAAUCGUGCCGGAGAUUUUUGAAGAAAACUAGAGAAUUGUUGGGUAGGGUGACGGCCGUCUAUCCAGGAGAGGGUUACGUGUGGGAAUUGUACGCCAACUUGGCGCCGGCCGUGCUGCUGAAGGCCCAACGAUUGCAGAGGGCCUACAGGGGUUACAGCCAAAGCGGUUGGGAUAAAAACCCGGCGAGUUGCCAGCAGAUGCUGUACGUUUGCAUCAAGCUGGCCGGUAUCGUGUUGGACCACGACAUCGAUCCCAAAGAUACUCUGGUGAAUUCCAUCAGGUUGAAUUUGAGCGCGGCUGUGGCGGCCGUAAAGAAACAGGAUUGGGAGGAGACGAGAGAUUUGGUGGAACAAGUGACGGGGCUUCUCGAGAAGAUUAUUGAUAAAGUGAAAAAUGACCAUAGUAAAGUUAUCGAUUAGAUUUAUUUUUAACACGUUGAACGAGGAAUAAAAAAUUCAUGAUU
This is a messenger RNA of Phyllotreta striolata, 2479 nucleotides long. The record is from the annotation of a GenBank genome assembly. Lineage: Eukaryota; Metazoa; Arthropoda; Insecta; Coleoptera; Chrysomelidae.